This is a messenger RNA of Aspergillus oryzae RIB40, 663 nucleotides long. RefSeq lists its product as uncharacterized. Lineage: Eukaryota; Fungi; Ascomycota; Eurotiomycetes; Eurotiales; Aspergillaceae. Bases 1 to 663 code for a protein of 220 amino acids. The record is from RefSeq and is a predicted model, not a curated record. The transcript is spliced from 5 exons.
AUGGCACCCCGGAUCGCGCCGUUUUCCACGCGCAUCUUCAACUCGGACUUGGCGCGAUUUUCGCUGCUGAGGAGCUUGAACUUUUCUGGUGUCCUUGGAGUCAUUCGCUUGUACACUGCUAUCUGGAUCAUUCCAGAUCGGACGAUUUCGUCCCAUUCCAACUACAGUCUUUCGCUAUUCUUCAACUGGUCGAGCCUUUUGCUUCGCUUUUCUUUCUUGUACUCGGCCAGGAUUGGGGACCAUGAUGGAAAGAGAAAAGUAUUGGGGCGCCUUUUGCAUCCACUUCACUCGUUGUGCUUAGAAGGAGUUGAUGCUUGUUUAAUGACCUUUGCAUUGGUAUAUAGAGCGGGGCCAGGACUACCUGAUUUCCCUCUCGCGUGGUGGUUUGUUUUGGAGCAUUCUUCUAUAAAGAGGACAUUGGUGAUGCAGAGCGGCCGUUCCGAACCGUUCCCUCUACCAAGUAAUGGAGACCUUGGGGAGGCACCGGGACUUCAAAGUGGCUGGGCGACAGAUGCAGACGGAGUCAUCUUGUCGAAGGUUGCACACCCUAUGGUAUUGAAAACACUUUUACGACUUGACGUUUCUCUGCUGGACACGAGCAUCCACCGUGCCACAGACGUUAUGAUUUAUGAAGAACUUUUUCUCCUCUUCCGUCUGAUCUGA